Molecule: messenger RNA, 932 nt
Organism: Prorocentrum cordatum
Lineage: Eukaryota; Dinophyceae; Prorocentrales; Prorocentraceae
Source: the annotation of a GenBank genome assembly
GUGCUCUCCGACCGCGGCCGGCGCCAGCGCCACGACGAGCUCGAGGCGCUCGAGCGGCGCGGGCCCACCGCGGGCGCCGGCGGCCGGCCGCCCCGGCUCGGCAGCCUGGCGCUGCGCCGGCCCACGCUGCAGUCCAGCACGCGCGCGGGCGGCGGCGAGAGCGGCCGCGCCGUGGACGGCAACGCGGACCCGAGGUGGAGCGCCGGGUCCUGCACCCACACCUCGCCGGCUGGGGAGACGCAGCCGUGGUGGGCGGUGGACGUCGGAGCAGCGGCGCGCGUGGGCCGCGUGCGGCUGCGGAACAGGGCGGAGGCCUCGGAGAGGCUGCACCACUGGCAGGUGCGCGUUGGCGACAGCGCGGCGCGCCUGGACGUGCCGUGCGGCCCGGUGCACGAGGCGGCGGUGUCGCCCGGCGCUUGGGCAGAGGCCGACUGCGGCGGCAGACAGGCACGCUGGAUCGGCGUGGUGCUGGACUACCCGGGCUCCAUCCUGACCCUGUGCGAGGUGGAGGUCUUCGAGCAUCAGGGAGCCCCCGGAGCUCACGCGGCCGCGGUGGCGCGGCGGUACGUGGAGGAGUUUUACCAGGCCCGCGCGCCGCCGUGGAGGGAGGAGCGCGCGCUCUACCUGCGGCGCGCCGCCCAGCUGUUCGAGGAGGCGCUCGAGCUGACGGGCGGGGCGGGCGCGGCCGGCCUGGAGGCCCUCUACGCCGAUGCGUCGGACCUGCCGCCGCCCCCCGGCCAGCAGGACGCGGCGUCCUCGGCGCCCCUCCUGCGGCUGCGGUCCCAGGUGCUCGAGAGGAUAGCAACCAGCGAAGACUGCAUCCAGAGGCCCGCGACCUGCUGCGGGCCGGCGCUGACGCGGUCGGCCGGCGGCUGCCUGUCCAUGGCCCUGGCGCUCGCGAAGAUGGCCGGGGACCUCGGGCGCCCCGCCCG